Molecule: messenger RNA, 4080 nt
Organism: Adineta steineri
Lineage: Eukaryota; Metazoa; Rotifera; Eurotatoria; Adinetida; Adinetidae
Source: the annotation of a GenBank genome assembly
AUGGUUUCCAAUACAAAAAAAGAAAAAAAUACGAAACAACACAAACAUCGAAGUGACCAUGAUCGUGUUGAAAAAGUACGAGAACGUGAACGUCGUUCACCUUCUAAUGAUGAUAAAUCUCGAUCACCAUCACCAACACCAACAAAAUCAAAUUCAGCUGACACAUCAAAUAGUACACGUGAAGGUACUGAGCGUAUGUCAUUGUCAAUCGAUGAAACCAAUAAAUUACGUGCAUCACUUGGUCUUAAACCAUUAACAAGUGAUGGCAAUUCAGCAACAGAUCCUGAUGCACCAAAAAAAGGCUUAAAUAGUGAUGAAAAUUAUGUUUUUAAACCAGCAGUAAAUCUUACAGAAAAAAAACGAACUGAACAGGUUAUGGAAAAACUUACUGUUCAAAAAGAAAAACGACAAUUACAAGGAAAAUUUUUGACAACACCAACUAUAGCAUCUGAAAAAGCUGAUUCUGCUACAUCUUGGGUUGAAAAAAUGCGUCAAAUGGAUGAAGAAAAACGUAAAGCAUCUGCACGUGCUAAAUUACUUCAACAAAUGGAUGAUGACUUUGGCGUUGAUAAUUUAAUGCAACAAGAAGCAUCGAAACAAAACAAUAAGAGAUAUGCGUCGAAAGAUCUUAGUGGUCUUCGUAUUGAACAUUCAAUUGAAGAAUUUAAAGAAGGACAACAAGUUAUAUUAACAUUGAAAGAUAAAAAAAUUUUGAGUGAUAAAAAAGAUGGUGACGAAGAUGAUGAUGAUGAAGAAGAAGAUGUUUUAAUAAAUGUUAAUAUUGCUGAUAAUGAAGUAGCUAAACAACGUGCUGAUUUAGCAAAAAAGAAAACACCUGGUUAUCGAGGCUAUGCUGAUGAAGAUGAUACACCGGAUCAAUUUGGAAUGUUUAAUCCAAAUAAAUUACUUGAUCAAUAUGAUGAAAAAAAGAAAUCAUCAUUUCGACUUGAAUCCGGCGGUGUUUAUGAUAUGUCAGAUGAGAAAGUCAUGGACAAUAUGAAACAAGAAAUUCGAGCACGAAUGCAAAGUUUAGUAGUACCAACACCAAAAGUAGCUAGUGAAUUUUAUACAGCUGCUGAAAUGGAACAAUUCAAAAAACCAAAAAAGGUAACUAAGAAAAAGCUUCGAUCACGAAAAAUGUUAAAAGCUGACGACCUAUUAACAAUGGAUAGUAAUGAACCAGAGGAAUCAUCAGCAUCGAUAUCUUUACGUCCAGCUGAAACUCGUCGAUCUACAGCAAUUGCAUCGGCAACAAAAGAACGUCCGUCUACUAUUUCUCUUGAUAAAAUCAAACGAGAAAUGAUAACAACAACAGAAAAUGAAGAUAUGUUGGAUGCCGAUGAUGAUCUUUCUAGUUUUGCUGUUAAUGAUGAUGCAUUCGAUGAACUUCAAGCUGUUGUUAAUAAAACAAUGAAACUUAAAACGAAGAAAGAUAGUAUAUCAACUGAAAAGGCACUAAGUGAAUUAAUUGAAGAACGUGAUCGUAAAUUAAAAGUUGAAAUUAAAUCUGAACCUAUGGAAACUGGUAUUAUUCUUCCACCAGGUCCAAUUCCACCCGAUGAUAAAAAUCUUGUACUUGAUACAAUGUCAGAAUUUUGUCGUAAUGUUGGUGAAAAUGCUGUUGAUCCAACAACAAAUCUACUUACAUUACGAGCAUCAAAAAAACGCAAACAAACAAAUGUUGCAUCAACUAAAAAAUCAACAUCAAAAACAAAUGUAGCAUUAGAUUCCGAUGAUGAAUUAAUACAACACGCACUCGAAAAUGAAGGUUUAGAUGACGGUGCAAUGGAUGAUACACCAGCUGAAGAUAUUAAUACAAAACCAUUUCGUCUUGAAGAUGCAAUUUUAUCUACUGAAGCAACACUUGAUCGUGGUCUUGGUAGUGCACUUCGACUGGCUAUGCAAAAAGGUUAUAUUGAACAAGAAAAAAAUCGUCAAAAUGCUCGUUUUGUUAGUGAUAUUUCAGCUAAAAAUUACACAGUUGAAGAAAAAAAUUCAUAUGAAAUUGACGACAAACAUGCUCGACGUGAUCGUUAUACAUCUGGACCAUUAACUGAUUUCAAAGAAAAAGAUCAUUAUCAUCCAGAAGUUAAUCUUGAAUACUGUGAUGAUAAUGGUCGACGUAUUAAUGAAAAAGAAGCAUUUCGUCUUCUUUCACAUCGUUUUCACGGUAAAGGUAGUGGUAAAAAGAAGACAGAAAAACGAGCUAAAAAACAAGUCGAAGAAGAGAUGAUGAAAAAAAUGUCAAGUGUUGAUACACCAUUAAAUACAUGUAAUUUAUUGAAACAAAAACAAAUUCAAUUACAACAACCAUAUGUUGUUUUAAGUGCUAAUGUUAUGAGCCAUUCUGUUAUUUUGCCUCCUGUUCAUGACACAUCACCGCCACCAUUUGACGAUGAUGUUGAAGAAAAUGAUAUAAUUUCAACUAUUGAAAAUAAUGCAAUAUUAUCAUCGACUCCAUCGGAUGUAUUAAAUGAUAGUAAUGAAGAUUGGAAAUCAGUAGAUGAUAAUAAUGAUACUGAUAUUGCUCAAAUUCAAGAUGAUCUAGCUACUGUUGAUAGUGAAAAUAUUUCAACAAAUAUUACUUCGACGAAUGAAGAAUCAAUACAAGACGAACACAAUGAUAUAGCUAUUGAUAAAGAUGAAAAUAAUUCAUCAAAUAUUAAUUUGACGAAUGAAGAACCAAUACAAGAAGAACAUAAUAAUACUCAUGAUGAUAUAGCUAUUGUCGAAAGUGAAAAUACUUCAACAAAUAUUAAUUCGACCAAUGAAGAACAUAAUAACGAUCAUGAUGAUAUAGCCAUUGUUGAUGGCGAAAAUAUUUCAACAAAUCUUGACUCAACGAAUGAAGAAUCAAUACAAGACGAACAUAAUAAUGAUAAUGAUGAUAUAGCUAUUGUUAAAAGCGAAAAUAUUUCAGCAAAUAUUAACUUAACGAAUGAGGAACCAAUACAAGAAGAACAUAAUAAUAAUAAUAAUGAUGACAUAGCUAGUUUUAAAAGUGAAAGUAUUUCAACAAAUAUUAAUUUCACAAAUGACGAACCAAAACAAGAAGAACAUAAUGAUAAUCAUGAUGAUUGGGCGAAUUUUGCUUCAUUUGAAAAUACCACAGAUGUAAUUUCAGAGAGUCUUCCUACACCAACAUCUGCAGUAGUUGAAGCAAGUACUGAGAAUGAUUGGGCUAAUUUUGAAUCAAGUCCAGUUUCACCUUCUGAAGAAUCAUUGCAGUCACCUAUUAAUGAACAAUUUGCUACAAUAACAACAGAAAAUGAAGAUGAAGAUGAUGAUUUUGGUGAAUUUACUGAAGUACAAGCCGCUCCAAUACCUUCUUUACAAACUAAUACAACAACUCCUGAACAAAUUGAAUCUUUAAUUUCUACAUGUUUUUCUAUGGAAUCUGCGACAUCUUCUACAGAUGAAGAUUCUUUUAUUCCUGUUGAAUUACCUUCUUUCACUACUUAUAAACAUCCAUCAAAACAACUAUCACAUCUUGAAUCUAGUCUCUCUUUAUGGAAUGUUUUAUCAAAUCUAUCGAAUGAUCCAAUAGGAGUUCGAUUUCAAUGGCGUAAAUCGAAUACAGAACGUUUCUUUCAUCAAGCACUAGGUGUUAAUGAACGUUUUCGUGCAAAAAAUGUUCCAUUAACACCGGAAGUUUUACAACCCAUCAAAGCAAAUACAUCAAACAAUAAUGAAUCUGAAAACGUCAAUAAUGAAAAUAAAUUAUCAACUGAAUCUAUUCGUCCACAUUUCGAUUGGAAACAAAGUGGUUUACAAAAUCCUCUUACAGUAUUUGAUGCAAAUAAAACACUUGAUUUGGACUUUUAUGUUCCAGCAGCAAAGUCUUCCAAUGAAGAAGAACAUACAUCAUCAUCAUCUGGAUCUAUCCAAAGAAAUGAAAGUCCAAUUGUUCGACAUUCAGCACCAAUAAAAACAAUCGAUCUUUUUCCUGGUUCAACAACAACAUUAACAGAUGAUGCAAAACGUAUUAUCGAUACUUUACCUAAUUUAAGUUUCAUGAGUGCUAAAGCGUUAAUGUUUCCUAUUCGAUUCAAUGCGAAUAAUAAUGAUGAAUUAUACUGA